AUGCAUUCCUUCACCAAGGUCGUCGCUGUCCUCUCUUGCGUCCUGCACUACGCCGCCGCCUUCAGCGGGGACAUGACCUACUACACGCCCGGCCUCGGCUCGUGCGGCCAGACAAACUCGGAGUCGGACGCCGUGGUAGCCCUCUCGCCCAGCCAGUAUGCCGCGGACCCUCAACUCUGCGGGAAGAAGAUCCAGAUCCACAUGGGCGGCAAGACUGCCGUAGCCACGGUCGUCGACAAGUGCCCCGGAUGCAGCAGCGAUUCCAUCGACGUGUCGCCCACCGUCUUCCAGGAACUCUCGCCUCUGACCGUCGGUCGCGUCAAGGUCGAGUGGGAUUUCACCACGUAA
Daldinia caldariorum is the source of this 348-nucleotide messenger RNA. RefSeq names its product RlpA-like double-psi beta-barrel-protein domain-containing protein-containing protein. The coding region runs from base 1 to 348 and encodes 115 amino acids. The record is from RefSeq and is a predicted model, not a curated record. NCBI's taxonomy places the organism in Eukaryota, Fungi, Ascomycota, Sordariomycetes, Xylariales, Hypoxylaceae. The transcript has a single exon.